AUGAAAUUUACAGGAUCUCCAAUCAAAUUAAAGGUGUCCCAGGGUCAACCCGUCAAACUAAAUUGCAGCCUCGAGGGAAUGGAAGAUCCCGAGAUGUUGUGGAUCAAGGACGGAGCAGUGGUGCAAAGCGUAGACCAGGUGUACAUUCCAGUAGAUGAAGAACACUGGAUCGGCUUCCUCAGCUUGAAAUCCGUCGAGCGGACAGAUUCUGGGAAGUACUGGUGCCAGGUUGAGAACGGGGGGAAGAAGGAAGAAUCACAGCAAGUGUGGCUCAUAGUGGAAGGUGUGCCGUACUUUACUGUGGAACCUGAGGAUGUGUCCGUGUCCCCUAAUGCCCCAUUUCAUAUGGCCUGUGCUGCUGUUGGUCCCCCUGAACCAGUGACAAUUGUCUGGUGGAUGGGAGACUCUAGAGUGGGGCUUCCAGACAUCUCCCCCUCCAUCUUAAAUGUGUCAGGUAUUAAUCAAAGCACAGUUUUCUCCUGUGAAGCUCACAACGUAAAGGGAUUGUCUUCAUCUCGGACAGCCACUGUUCAAAUUAAAGCCAUGCCUCUCCCGCCUCUCAAUGUAACUGUAAGCCAAGUCACCAGCAGCAAUGCCAGCGUGGUCUGGGUGCCAGGAUUCGAUGGCCGUGCACCCCUGCAUUCUUGCACUCUUCAGGUAGCUGAGUCACCAGAUGGCCAGGAGGUCUCCACUGAAGUCACCCCAGUGCCACCCUUUGCCUACGGCGUGCAAGGCCUGAAGCAUUCCACCAACUACAGUGUUCGUGUGCAGUGCAGCAAUGAGAUGGGCAGCUCCCCUUUCACCGACCGGGUUUAUUUCCAGACCCUGGAGCUUGCUCCAAGCAGUACCCCACAAAAUAUCCAUGUUAUCCAAAGAGAUCCUGGUCUGAUUUUGGAGUGGGAAGGUGUGGCUCCAGAUGUGCUGAAAGAGAAUGUCCUGGGAUACAGGCUGGAGUGGAUUCAGGAUAAUGUAACUCAGGGGGAGAUGAUCGUACAGGAUACAAAAGCUAAUCUCACAACGUGGAAUCCUCUCAAAGACCUGAUCAUCAGGGUGUGUGUGCUGAACUCUGCAGGAUGUGGGCCGUGGAGUGACCUCUUCCUGCUUGAAGCUCAAGAGGUCAUGGGUGGCCAGAGACAACCUCCUUAUGGGACGUCCUGGGUUCCUGUGGCAUUGGGCAUUCUCACAGCUCUGGUCACAGCUGUUGCCCUGGCUCUUAUUCUCCUUCGAAAAAGAAGAAAGGAAACUCGGUUUGGCCAUGCCUUUGGCAGUGUGGUUGGCAGAGGGGAUCCAGCAGUCCAUUUCAGAGCUGCCAGGUCUUUCAACAGGGAGGGCCCAGAGCUCAUUGAAGCGACAUUGGAGAGUGUAGGGAUCAGUGAUGAGCUGAAGACAAAACUCAAAGAUGUUCUAAUCCAGGAACAGCAGUUCACCUUGGGAAGAAUGUUGGGCAAAGGGGAGUUUGGGUCAGUUCGAGAGGCACUACUGAAACUAGAUGAUGGCUCUUUCCAGAAAGUGGCAGUGAAGAUGCUGAAAGCGGACAUCUUUACGUCAACUGACAUUGAGGAGUUCCUGCGAGAGGCUGCAUGUAUGAAGGAGUUUGACCACCCGCAUGUCACUAAACUGAUUGGAGUCAGUCUACGGAGCCGUCCCAAGGGCCGUCUCCCAAUUCCCAUGGUGAUCCUGCCCUUCAUGAAGCAUGGAGACCUUCAUGCUUUUCUGUUGAUGUCACGGAUUGGAGAAAACCCUUUUAAUUUGCCUGUUCAGACACUCCUCAAGUUCAUGAUUGACAUUGCCAGUGGGAUGGAGUACUUGAGCUCAAAAAAUUUCAUACACAGGGACCUUGCAGCUCGGAACUGCAUGUUGGAUGAGAACAUGAAUGUGAGUGUUGCAGACUUCGGACUUUCUAAGAAAAUCUACAGUGGAGACUACUACCGUCAGGGCUGUGCUUCCAAGCUGCCAGUGAAGUGGCUUGCUCUGGAAAGUCUGGCAGAUAAUCUGUACACAACACACAGUGAUGUGUGGGCGUUUGGGGUGACCAUGUGGGAGAUUGUGACCCGAGGGCAAACCCCUUAUGCUGGCAUUGAGAAUGCAGAAAUCUACAACUACCUCAUCAGCGGGAACAGGCUGAAGCAGCCGCCGGAGUGCCUGGAAGAUGUCUACGAUCUCAUGUGCAGAUGUUGGCAUCCUGAGCCCAAGCUACGCCCCAGCUUUGCAGUGCUCCGGUAUCAGCUGGAAAUGAUUCGGGGGAGGAUGUCCACACUCUCUUCCAGUCAAGAUCCUCUCUAUGUCAACAUUGGGAAGGACAAAGAGGCGUCUGCGAGUGACCCUGCCCUGCACGCCUCCUUUGGAAACACGGACGGUGAAGAGACUGUUGCUGGGGCAGCUGCUGCUGUCACAAGUGACUAUCGCUACAUCAUGAGCCCCUUGUGCCUUGGAGAUGAUGCCGAGGGUGAAAGGCAUCCAGAUGGGCAGGAAGGGGAGGACAAAAGCCUUCUGUAUGAGCUGGAGACAGAAGGAGAGAAAAGUUGUUAGCCUGUACAUAGCAGUGACACUCUGCUUCCCUGGGACGGGAUGUGUGCAGCCGCAGUGCCGUGUCGCCUGGGGCUCUGAUGCCAGAUCUGGAAUGGCUUUGAACGGCACUGGCCAGAGCUCUUGGGCAGCUUUUGAAGCUUUCACCACCUGUCUGGGCUGCAGUGGCAGACAGCUUGGAAGGACUGCAACCCUGACAACCCCUUGGAUUUGGGGGAGGGGGGCAGUAGGGUUACAGGUUGAUCGCAUCCUGCUGAGAGGAGUUCAAAGCUAAGGUGGGCUGUCAGAGUCUAUGCUCUUCUCCUUCUCACUGACUGCUGGAGCAGAGCUGAAUACACCUUCUGUUCAGUCAAUGCUCGCUCUUGUGUAGAUGUUGUCUUCGAUCCUGGCUGCGUGACUUCGGGACUGGUACCUCUGAAAACACUAGUGGGUAUUUACGCUGUCAUUCAGGACAAGAGGGCAAAACGCCCCUUGUGUUCACUCAGCAGUACUGCCUAGACUUGUUGCCUACCUCAGUGGUUCUCAAACUGAUCUGCAGAUCUGGUUCUGCCCAGCACUGAAUUUGAACAUCUGGCUUAUUUCAUGCAGUGACACUUGCUGCUUCCUCAGUCCAGGGCUCUUUUAAGAGUUUCAGACGUUUUGGUGAGCGAUGAAAUUGGAAAAAAUGAAAAUCCAGCAUCCUUCUUCACCCCGCAUACCUCUUUUCUGUCUUUCUUUUUCUUCUGUUUGAUGCCAAUUCAGGCCUGACCAGACUUGCAGCUGGCAUUAAAAUGCAAAGGGAGGGAGAGCAGCUGGCAUGUGUGAGGACAGAAUCCGACUUCAAAGGGAUGGAAAGGAAACAGUGCAGAGAGGACUUAACAGCAGUAUGGGGAAACAGUGCUAAUUAACGCUAAGUGCUGCCCUCCAGGAGAGGAAGGAGACAGCGUAGCUACAGAAUGGCAGACUUGCUUCAGUUUCAGCGGGAGCAGGAUUCAGCAUUUGCUUUAAAAUAGGAUUCGCUUAAUCUUUCUCUUUAACAGUCCCAUGACUUUUUCAAAUAACCAAGUUCUGUAGCUGCUGUAGUGAAGGUGUGAAAUCGGUUUUGGGAAGGUGUGUGCGUUUCAAGGAAGGAAUGAACUGGGAGAUCUCUUUCUGAAGAGAGAGUCCUCAUGAUGAAAAAGCUUGAGAACCACUGGCCUUCCUAUUUAGGAGGUCUUCUGGCAUGCUGUAAAAGUCACAUCAGAACAUAGACUAGUAUCACUGCAGCCUUCCAGACAGGGCAAAAUUAAUGGUUUUGCCCUUCGGGUUUUGUUUUGUUUUCCAAUCAGCAUGUCUGACUCACUAUAACUGCAAGCGUUUGUGUGGUUUUUAAUAAUUUAAUAUUUUAUUGUAAAUCAGCAUUUGUUUUGUGCAGUGGUUCCCAGCAAGGAAGUGCAGUUACAUCUUAUGCUACUUAUCCUAAAUAUUUGCUAGAUCUUAAUUUCUUUUAUUUCCAAUGUGCUGAAAACUCGGCAGUAUCACAAGACUUUAAGAUUCCACAUUGCUCUUCCUCAGAAACUAAUUCCACAAAUGUCAUCAUUUGCUGAGUUGGCAAAGGUGGGACCAAUAAGUCAAACGAGAUUGCAGACUUGGUAUCAGAACGCUCCACCUUUGGAUGCCCAGUGUUUGCUUAUUAUAAGGUUUGGAGCUAACUACAAAAUUCGGGUCCAGUUUCAGCCCUUAAUGAGAACACUUUUGAGGGAAGGGGACUUUCAGCCUGGGGUGCGGGCAUGGGUCCUUUCUGUAAAGUUUCACACUGAACAGCGAUGUCCUACAGAUGGCUCCAGAAGUUCGGUACAGUUUCUCCGUUGCAGAUACAAAUUGCACCAUCUUAUACCCCAGGCAGUACAGAGUUUUCUCUUCAUCUAGCUGGAAUGCUGUAAAUGCAGGUGAGAAGAUAACACCUAACAAACGGUAACAAAAAUCUGUGUUGCACAUUUGCAGUGAGGGCAGAAGGCUAUGCUCCCUGCAGCUGCCUGGGAAGCGCCGAUGUACAUACAGACUCUAACUUUGGGAAGCAUGUCUUUAGUUUUUAUGCAUUUUUUAAUAAUAAAACAUGUACUGUGUCUGA
Messenger RNA from Charadrius vociferus (killdeer), 4615 nucleotides. RefSeq names its product TYRO3 protein tyrosine kinase (gene TYRO3). Gene Ontology annotation, molecular function: protein binding; transmembrane receptor protein tyrosine kinase activity; ATP binding. Bases 1 to 2529 code for a protein of 842 amino acids. NCBI's taxonomy places the organism in Eukaryota, Metazoa, Chordata, Aves, Charadriiformes, Charadriidae. The record is from RefSeq and is a predicted model, not a curated record. Gene Ontology annotation, cellular component: signaling receptor complex. Gene Ontology annotation, biological process: phagocytosis; positive regulation of kinase activity; cell surface receptor protein tyrosine kinase signaling pathway. The transcript is spliced from 18 exons.